Messenger RNA from Xenopus tropicalis (tropical clawed frog), 1592 nucleotides. It is a transcript of the gene hgd, whose product is annotated as homogentisate 1,2-dioxygenase. NCBI's taxonomy places the organism in Eukaryota, Metazoa, Chordata, Amphibia, Anura, Pipidae. Gene Ontology annotation, biological process: L-phenylalanine catabolic process. Gene Ontology annotation, molecular function: homogentisate 1,2-dioxygenase activity. The record is from RefSeq and is marked validated.
CCGGCAAUGGCUGAGCUGAAGUACCUGAGCGGAUUCGGGAAUGAGUUCUCAUCAGAAGACCCCCGCUGCCCGGGAUCUCUGCCGGAGGGACAGAACAGCCCCCAGGUGUGUCCCUAUGGGCUCUACGCAGAACAGCUCUCUGGCUCCGCCUUCACCUGCCCCCGAAGCACCAACAAGAGAAGCUGGUUCUACCGGAUUCUGCCGUCGGUCCGACACAAGCCCUUUGUGACCUACGAACAGAAGAACCUGACCCACAACUGGGACGAAGUAGAACCGGACCCAAACCAGAUGAGGUGGAAACCGUAUCAGAUUCCCACUGCGGCCGCACACAAGCAGGACUUUAUUGAUGGGCUCUAUACCCUGUGUGGCGCCGGGGACACUCGCUCACGCAAUGGCAUCGCCAUCCACAUCUACACCGCCAACACCUCAAUGAUUGACAGAUGUCUGUACAACUCAGAUGGAGAUUUCCUCAUUGUGCCGCAGCAGGGGAAGCUGCUCAUCCUCACCGAGUUUGGGAAGUUGCUGGUGGAACCCAAUGAGAUCUGUGUAAUCCAGCAAGGGAUGCGCUUCAGUGUGGAAGUGUUCGGGGAGGCCCGGGGGUACGUUCUAGAAGUGUUUGGGGUCCACUUUGAGCUUCCGGACCUCGGCCCAAUAGGGGCCAAUGGGCUUGCGAAUCCAAGGGAUUUCCUGACCCCGGUGGCCUGGUAUGAGGAUCGGACGGUCGAGGGCGGAUACACAGUUAUCAGCAAGUACCAGGGGAAGCUCUUCUCAUCCGAGCAGGAUUUCUCCCCAUUUAAUGUCGUCGCCUGGCACGGGAACUACGCCCCCUACAAAUACAACCUGGAGAAUUUCAUGGUCAUUAACUGUGUUGCUUUUGAUCAUGCGGAUCCCUCCAUAUUCACGGUGCUCACAGCGAAGUCCCUCCGGCCCGGGGUGGCCAUAGCCGACUUUGUGAUAUUUCCCCCACGCUGGGGGGUGGCAGAUCACACCUUCCGCCCGCCCUAUUAUCACAGGAACUGCAUGAGUGAAUUCAUGGGGCUGAUUAAAGGCCAUUAUGAAGCAAAGGAGGAAGGGUUCCAGCCGGGGGGCGGCAGCCUGCACAGCGUGAUGACCCCCCAUGGGCCCGACGCCGGCUGCUUUGAGAAGGCCAGCAAGGCUAAGCUGGAGCCGGAGAGGGUGGCAGAGGGCACCAUGGCCUUUAUGUUCGAGUCGUCUCUCAGCAUGGCGGUGACCAAGUGGGGCAUGGAGACCUGCCAGCGGCUGGAUAAGAACUACUAUCAGUGCUGGGAGUCGCUCCGGAGUUACUUCAACCCCAACAAUAAGCCCCUGGGCAAGUGACCCCAAGCGGAGGGAGACGGGGGUCACAUACGGAAGCAGUCGCCCCAGGGGGGCAGGGGCAGCAACGACACAAUGCUGACCCAGAGACCCCCCCAAACAUCUCCUCUAUUAUAUCUCCAAUUAUUAGCAGUGUGACUUAUUGGCACAACUUCCCCUUUAAAGGGAAUAUUUAUACCUGAGAACAAUGUGCAGCGAUUCCCUAUCUGUUGAAAUAGAUUCCUAGCAUUUUAAAAUAAAACCAUUUUAUAAUUUCA